UGUGCUGUUUUGUCUGAAUGAAGCCAUAUGGACGUAAAAGUUACCUAUGUGUAAAUGACAAAAUACCAUCACCUUCACAGACAGAGGAAGCCAGCAUGUUUAGUAUUCCAUGUCUGAAGAGGGCACCUGUAUGCUCGGUUAGUUAGCAACACGAUGCUUUUGUUUUUUUAAGCUCAUCUGUUGCCAGUUGAACCGGAAUCAACGUGAUUCGAGGCGUUGCCUUUCGACAACCGUCAGAGAGCGAAGAGCCUAUCCCAGAGGAUUAACCGCUACGCUCUCCCCAAAUGCCUUCUUGUAACUUGUAGCCGACGAGUGGCCCUAACGAUUACAAUGUAUUGUGUCGGCAGCUAGCUUGUUCUGUCCUAACCGACCAUGUAAGCUGUCUUUUCGCGGAAAGCACUUGACUCGUGACUGAUCGCCGUAGGACGGUACAGGAGGAGCCAGUUACAGCCCUCCGAACAACUGCAAGAAAAGACGCACCGAUACGGAUACGUCCGCGUAUUCCCCUCCUGGCGCAGAAGCUCAUGUCCGCGGUACCGUUAACUAUAGCGAUUUUUACCGUGUGACGCCCACACAUGCCUGCGCCAACACCAGUCUCAACAGCCUGAAGGCAGAGAGAGGAGGGAGGGAGGGAGGCAACGGCAGCUCCGGGGUCCCCGACACUCAGCCGAGGAGAGGCAUCGCUGAAAUGAGAUGAGGCUCAGAAAUGGAACUGUGGCCACUGCGAUUAUUUUCUUCACGUCUUUCCUCAGCCUGUCGUGGUACACAGCGUGGCAGAAUGGCAAAGAGAAGCUGAUAGCAUACCAGAGGGAGUUCCAUGCCCUGAAAGAGCGCCUUCGUGUGGCAGAACACAGGACGCUGCAGCGCUCGUCUGAGCUCAACAACAUUCUGGAGCAGUUCAGACGCGCCAUCGCCGAGACUAAUAGCAGCAAAGAUGCACUCACCAACUUCUCAGAUGAGACACAGAAACUACUGAAAGAGCUCGCAAACAGGAAACCUCUCCAGGUGCCAAAUAUUUACCAUCACCUGCCUCACCUUCUCAACAAUGAGGGCAGCCUGCAACCUGCAGUGCAGGUUGGUCUCGGCCGCACAGGAGUUACCAUGGUGAUGGGAAUCCCCACAGUGAAGCGUAAGGUGAAGUCUUAUCUGUCAGAGACGCUGCGUUCACUAAUAGACAAGCUGUCAUCAGAGGAGAAACUUGACUGUGUCAUUAUUGUCUUCGUUGGGGAGACUGAUGUGGACUACGUUCACAGCGUUGUUGCUGGCCUGGAGAAGGAGUUUUCUACAGAGCUGAGUUCAGGCUUGUUGGAGGUGAUCUCGCCACCAGCCGCCUAUUACCCUGACCUCACCAACCUCAAAGAGACUUUUGGAGAUUCCAAAGAGAGAGUCAAAUGGAGGACCAAGCAGAAUCUGGACUAUUCCUUCCUCAUGAUGUACGCUGUGAGCAAAGGGGUUUAUUAUGUCCAGCUGGAGGAUGAUAUUGUGGCCAAGCCCAACUACUUUGCCACUAUGAAGAACUUUGCCCUGCAGCUCUCAUCGGAGGACUGGAUGAUCCUUGAGUUUUCUCAGCUGGGCUUCAUCGGAAAAAUGUUCCAAGCACCAGACCUGAACCUCAUUGUGGAGUUUAUCUUCAUGUUCUACAAGGAGAAGCCCAUCGAUUGGCUGCUGGACCACAUUCUUUGGGUCAAAGUCUGCAACCCUGAGAAAGAUGCGAAACACUGCGAGCGGCAGAAGUCCAGCCUACGUGUGCGGUUCAGACCAUCCCUGUUCCAGCACGUGGGACUCCAUUCUUCUCUUGCUGGAAAGAUUCAAAAACUGACAGACAAGGACUUCCUGAAGCCACUGCUCCACAAGAUGCAUGUCAACCCCCCAGCUGAGGUUUCUACUUCAAUGAAGGUGUAUCAGGGUCACACACUAGAGAAAACUUACCUGGGAGAAGACUUCUUCUGGGCCAUCACUCCGACUGCAGGAGACUACGUCCUCUUUAAAUUUGACAGACCUGUUAGCAUAGAGAGAUUCCUAUUUCGCAGCGGAAACCAGGAGCACCCAGGGGACAAGAUCGAGAACACCACAGUGGAAAUACUGCCUGUCUCGGAAACCGGACUGCAGACCAAGGAGAAGUACAAGCGAACUGAAGACCGUUUUUACAGGAUUGGUAACUUUGAUAAGGGUGUGGCAGAAGGGGCUGUAGAUCCUUCCUUCAAUCCUAUCGUGGCACUUCGGCUCUCAGUUCUCAAAGACUCAGCUGUGUGGGCCAUCCUCAGUGAAAUACAUAUUAAGAGAAUAGCUGGCUGACUCUUCCAAAGUGGGCACAUGAAUCAUGGCCCCAGGGGGACCAAAAUCUCCGAGACUGCUUACACAGGGCCUCUGGCAACCAACAGUGAAGUCAUUAGAGCCCACUAGAGUUGCUCGUCUGAGCUUGUCUGAGGAACACCACCUCUCUGUCCCUGCUCCUCCUGAUGUAAUUUGCUCCUCAUCGAUUGAUUUCUCCCUUUCUUUUUGCAUCUCUCCCCCACACUCCUGUGCUCUUAAUUCAUUUGUGAGAAUGUGAAUACUACUGUCUAAAGAACAACAGCGACGUGUGAGAAGACAUCUGUUUCCUGCUCUGGCUGUCAAAGUGACUGUGUUGUUCAGCAGCUUUGAUCACAAUCAGAAAACCUUUGGAUGAAUGGGGGGGGAAAAAAGAAAUCACAUCUGGGGAGAACCAGUCAGCUGGCCACUUGUGUAGAUGCUGCCAAAUCCUCCUGUUACUCAAUGCUGCCACCUUUUGGGCAAGUUGGGGCUUUGCACUGUCACUAGCGCCUCAGCAAAGCUCGUGAUAAUCUAGAAUGUUGUUAUCACUGAUGGCCAGUUGCUCAUUGUUCUCGACAGAGGUGACGGAGCUCUAGAUCAACACCAGCCCAAAUUAAAAUGUUUCCAUCAAACAUUCAAAUAUUCCACUUGUCCUGAAACACUAGCUCAGGAUUUCAGGAACAACUUUGACCGCAGGCCAGAUUCUGUUCAUUAACUACCCCAGUCAUCAAGGAAAUGAGUACCAUGACACCUUAUCUAUCUCACCUCCUGUCUGACAGGCUGUGUAUGACCUCAGUGUCCAUUUAUAGUAAACCAAUCAGACAUUGCCUUGGCUUCAUUUUCCCGAAGGAAUAUAUUGUUAUAUUGAUAUAUUACUACAGCUAUGACGAUCUAUGAAGGUGAAUUAAUUUAUUUGAAAUAAAUCUUUAAUUUGUACAAGAGGUAAAAUAUAUUUUUAUUCUAUUAAGAGAUGUUUAUGGUAGUUCAGAGUCUGUUUUAUUUGUGUAAUUUUGUGUUUUUUUUUCCUCUAAAUUGUUAUUGUAUGUGUUAUUUUCAUUAUUACAGCUACUUGCAAAUUUGCUUCAUAUGCCAGUGCAAGUGGCUUGAUUCAGUCUGUACCAGUUUGUUUUCACAUGAAGUGAAACGCUACAACUCAAACAAUUUAAUCUUCACUGCUUAAAAACUGAAUGGUAGUUGUGAAUAGAUUCUGUAGUAGUUGUGGUUUAAAAUCGGAAGAAAAAUGUGCCUUACAUCCAGGUCCCUUGAAAUUGUCUCGACAGCAUAAUUCCAAUUUGUUCCCUUUCACUUUUGCCUACACUUUAAUUACUGAUUGACAGUUAAGAACGAUAGCUUUGUUAUUCUAAGUGAAAGUAGUUUAAAAAAGGUGGGAUUGUUGUUCCAGGUUACUGUCUGAAACAGCGUGAUUUGCACUGCUUACUCAUUAUUUUUUUUGUUACCAUCACACCCUUCACUGUUGUGCUUAAAUUUUCUGUCUUCCCAUAGUAAACACUCAUUUCACGGACUCCUCCAAAACCACGCAUCAAUUUAUUUUGUUCAAAAAUCUGUUUUUAUAUCUGUUUUUCAUUAGACAGAAUAUUAUGACUACUGAUCUUUGGAGAAUACGCCUUUGUUGUAUGAUUUGGCUGAGGUUGUGUAGUACCUUCACUGAUUGUAAAUAUAUAAAAAAACAAAGCAAUUAUUUCUGUCUUUCCCUCACCUACUCUCUCUCUUUCUUUCUUUCUCUCUCUCUCUCUCUUUCUCUCUUCUGCCUCACCUAAUAGUUUAUUGAAAUUCACUAGACAUACAGUAUUUUAUAUAUUUGUGUGUGUGGAAGCUAUUGUUUUGAGUACAAGUUAUUGUUGGGUGAAACUUCUCUCAUUUUUCAUUGCAGUGGUUUGUUCACGGGGGGUAGUGAAGUGCCUUCUGAUGAAAAUGCUAUGAAAACGGGACAAUUUUUGCUAAUCAUGCUUGUUCGCAGGCAUGAUUACUAUAUGUAAUCUAUAUAAAAAAAAGUUGUUUUGUUUUUUUUUUGUUUGUUUUGUCAGAGCAGCCUCUACCACCCACUCAUCAAACCAUCCAUGCUAGAGCUGUACUCAACAAACUGAAGCCACUUGAUCUCCACCUCCUCAUCAGAUUAUUUUUCUAAUAGGGAGAUGAUGAGAACAAGCCACUUAAACAGUGGAACAUGUUUUGAGAGAGGAAAGACAGUGUAAACAGGAUUGGCUUCUCUCCCUUGUCCCGCAUCCACAUAGAAACAGAAGCGGUCAUGUGAUCCAUGUGAUCCCCUUACUGUAUGUGUGAAAAGUGGACAGGAGACAAAAAGAGACAACCCCAUACACCCAUCAGUUCAUGUGCCUUCAUCAUAUACAUGUGUAUGCCUGCCUCUGAAGUUUUUGACAUCAUUUUACAUGAACAUCUUUGAAAUAAAUGAUAAACACUU
This is a messenger RNA of Scatophagus argus, 4732 nucleotides long. It is a transcript of the gene mgat4a, whose product is annotated as alpha-1,3-mannosyl-glycoprotein 4-beta-N-acetylglucosaminyltransferase A. The transcript is spliced from 16 exons. Bases 694 to 2295 code for a protein of 533 amino acids. The record is from RefSeq and is a predicted model, not a curated record. Gene Ontology annotation, cellular component: endoplasmic reticulum; endoplasmic reticulum-Golgi intermediate compartment; Golgi stack. Gene Ontology annotation, molecular function: acetylglucosaminyltransferase activity. Lineage: Eukaryota; Metazoa; Chordata; Actinopteri; Scatophagidae. Gene Ontology annotation, biological process: protein N-linked glycosylation.